Tilletiaria anomala UBC 951 is the source of this 829-nucleotide messenger RNA. RefSeq lists its product as uncharacterized. The record is from RefSeq and is a predicted model, not a curated record. NCBI's taxonomy places the organism in Eukaryota, Fungi, Basidiomycota, Exobasidiomycetes, Georgefischeriales, Tilletiariaceae. The transcript is spliced from 3 exons. Bases 134 to 664 code for a protein of 176 amino acids.
CGAGCACAGCACACCACAGUGAUUAGUAGAACUUUCUUUGCAUAGCAAUUCCAUGGUGCAGCCCGCAAGGCAUUGAAUAUGCUUGAGAGCUGACAUUCAGCUCGACGGUGCAGAAGCAAAUAUCAACAGUGACAUGCCCGAGGGAAAGCAGCCCACGGCAUCCAAUUGCGACACAUGUGCCCCUGAUGGGCCGCUGGUCCAAGCGCCAGCAGAAGUUGCUUCGGAUCCAAGUACAUUCACAUGCCCCGUGACGCCCGGUGGCAGCUUAUUUCCGACACCCAGUAUUGUCAUCGAAUAUUGCGACCGCUGUCGAUGGCAGCACCGGGCAACAUGGAUCCAAACGGAGCUGUUUCUGACGUUUGCGCCACCAAAAGCAAAGGAGCCGGCUUCUAACGUGUCGGGAGGAGCGAGCAUCAAAAGCAUCAUGCUCGUCCCCCUCACUGCCGACGAGACAGCUGGGCGCUUUAGGGUGUGGUUGCUCCACCAACCGAAAAGCGACCAGGCGCAGCAACGGCAGCAAAGCAUGCAGACAGAUCUGGUCUGGGAUCGUAAGACAGCAGGCGCCUUUCCAGAGCUGAAGGAACUGAAACAACUCAUUCGCGAUAAGAUUGCUCCUGGUCACGACCUGGGACACUCAGACAAACAAGGCAAGCGGCAAGGAUAGAAGCCAUGUGCAGCAUCGUGCAUAAUGUAAAUUCUGUUGUUGGUUGGUCCAGUUCUCAGGCCUAUACUUGCCAUUGCUUUCUUCAUAUGCCUUGCAUUUUCGGUACAAUUGUAGCAUAGUCGUAACUUUACGCCCCAGAAUGCCUGUAAUCAUCAUCUUCCGCGC